Molecule: messenger RNA, 1392 nt
Organism: Oikopleura dioica
Lineage: Eukaryota; Metazoa; Chordata; Appendicularia; Copelata; Oikopleuridae
Source: the annotation of a GenBank genome assembly
AUGGAGAACAAAACAAUGGAGACAGAUUCAAGUGAAACGAAGAAGGUCAAAAAGAGCUUUCUGGUCGAUGAAAAUCCAUUUGACGAAUUGUUUAAAGUGCUCGAUUCUACAACGAGUACUCCGUCAAGCACACUAAGAAAGUUCUCCUCGAGAAAUUUGCCGGAUAGUUUUCAUCGGCAGCGAGUUUUCAAUCCAAAGCGCGAGGAGAGGAUCCGCCAGGCUCAGCGAGGCCACUUCAAAUCUCUUCGAAAUCGUCACGAUACUCACGUCAGAUCGAAAUCGGAGCCAAUAAAAGUUGUCACUGGGCCGCAAAAUGCAGGCAUCAAGUCAAGAAUUCCCGAAGCAAGAGCAUCACUGAAGAAAAUUGUCUCAGAUUCGACAAAUCAGGCUUAUGCUCGACGAUUGAGCUUCAAAACUCAAGACAUUCCACUGGACCGAAUUCCUCUCCCAAAACACUGGCUCAAGAAAGUACUCGUUAUCGAUGAUGUCGUUGAGAUUUACUUUCACAACACUCAAAGCAAUCUCAACACGCGAAACGACCCUCGAGUGCCGAUCAAAGAGCAUUUGGAGGAGCUACACGUGACCCUGACUGCGCAAAUGAUCUCGAUGAUAAACAACUCGUUGGGAGCGGAAAAAGAGUCGGGGAGGAAUAAGCAAGCCGACCUUCCGCAUGGCUGUCGAUGGCAGAUCACCGAGAAGGGGGAAGUGUUUUUCGCUAACGACCUCUCUCGCAAAACGAGCUGGUUGCAUCCGCGCGUCGAGAGUCAGCUCUUGCACCAAAAACUCCCGCCGCUUGUGCAAACAAGCUCUGCUUUUCCAAGUUCGGAUAAAGUGGCAGAUACGACGAACCGCCAAGUUUCCAAAAGCCUUCCCAUCGUCUCAACUGUGUCAACAACUAUCAAUUCUAAUUCCGGGUCGGGCCAAAUCCCUGCGCAUUUCAAACAGUUCUCAAUGGAUUCCGGAGUUGGAUCAACUUGUUCCGUUCAUCCGACUGGCAUUUACGUCAAAAAUAUUCCUCUGGAGACAAAUCAGACAACGACGAUUCUUCCAGCGCGAUCAGCAGAAGUUGUGACGCCUAGUAAAGAAAUAAUGGAGACGGACUUUGGUCCGAGUCUCUUAAAAUCACCAGGCAUGCAAUCGAUGCAGUCGCAGUCCCAGGAAUAUGUUGUGUUAGAAGAAAUUCCAACAACAAGCACUUUGACCGUCAAAACCCUGGAGCCUGCAGAAAGCCAAAUAACAAAAGAAGUGAAAAAUGUUUCCUUGGCAAAUGAUCUCGAUUUCCUCGACGAGUUCGACACCUGUUUGAAAAACAAUGGCACCGAUGAUGAUGUUUUGUCGAACAACGACUCGUUUAUAAAUAGCUUGCUCAAUGAUAAAUUUCUCUUUUUGUAG